Messenger RNA from Apis cerana (Asiatic honeybee), 1778 nucleotides. RefSeq lists its product as uncharacterized. The record is from RefSeq and is a predicted model, not a curated record. Lineage: Eukaryota; Metazoa; Arthropoda; Insecta; Hymenoptera; Apidae.
AUGGCGGAAACAUCGGAACCGGCCCCCGUCCACUGUUACACAAAUCCCUCGUUCUGCCGCCAGUCGGAGUACAUACCGGAGGAUCAGGCCGGUGGUGACCUGCCACCACCUCCUCAAUUCCAAUGUGGUGGCGACGAUCUACCACCGCCGCCUCCGCCGUUGCAGUUGCAAUGCAACGGCGGCCAGACGAAUCCCGCGUUUCAAGAAAUGGGCGAGAACAGAGUGGCGGAGAAGUGCGGGGAGGCGGGUGGAGGCAGAUAUCGUUGUUACCUGGAUGGUAACAACGUUAACAACUCGGCGCACCGAAGGUAUGGAAGCGUUCCGUUCGAGGAACACCGCUCUACGUACAAUCAAGGUUCAAGGUACGAGUACAUAGAGGACGAGGAGAGGAGUCACGUGCAGAGAAGGGGUUCCCUGAGGUACGAGUUCAUUCCGCGCCAGCAGGUGCAGCAACGUUCCGCACCGGCGGCCAACCAAGACGACGGCCAGAUGCCCAGUUGCCGGAACAACGGCGGAAGAUACGCCGUUGUACCGGGUGAUCAGGAUUACCAGGACGAAGAAGCACCGUGGAACACGGUGAAACGCGUACCUUCGGCGCGGAGGCACAUCAACACGCCGCAAGGCCGCUAUAGCAGGGUGCCCUUGCAAGAGGAGGAACCGCCGGCUUUACCGGAGCGAAACGGCCAGGAACUGUCCACCUCGCCCAAGAAUAACUUGGCUACGCAAAAAUUGCACGAGAUAUUAGCCACACCCAGGAAGCCACCUCGAUCCAGAUCCGAGGAGAGGACCUUAUCUCCAAAGAGGCAACACUCGUUCAAUCAAACCGGUACGCCACAAAGAAGAGCGCUCACUCCAGGUGGUUCCCCGACCGGUCGAACGUUCAGCCCUACCCGUUCCACGCCACAUGGAACUCCACAAAAUCGUACGUUCACCGGCGGGCUUCACACUUCCACCCCGAACAAAGAGCCAUCGGCACGAAGAUGCCUACCAUUAUUGGAAAACCCGUCCCGCCAACAGGAUGUUUGCCCAGCCAGCAAUUGUGGAAGGCUACGUUACAUUGGAACAACUCCGGUCGACCUUGUAACGAUGGGUCAUGGUGACCCACCGCCUCGUUACGCAUACAUGGAAAAUGGACUAGAAUCUAUGCCGAUGGUGUCCGGUUCACCGAGGUAUCAAGUAAUACCUGCUGGACAGAAAAGGAACGGGUAUCAAAGCGUGGAAAGUGCCUUCAUCGCUAGAACCGCAGUUGUUCCGCCGCUGUCACCGCCGAACAGCGACGCCAACACGACCUUGGCUAGCGGUCUGGAGAAGAACGACAGAAGAAACGCGCCGUUCUUGUUGGUCCUGGUUGGAAUUCUAACCUGCGGUUUGGCACUGUACUUGUCAUGGACGCAAGGAAGAAGGUCGAAAUUCGUUUCUAGGUAUUAUUACGACAGUGCGGCUGGUUGUGGCGCCUGUUGCGCUUUGGCAGGCGCUUGCAGAACGUUGAGAAAGACUUGGACAGGACUUGGACUCGCAGGAUUAUCGGCACUCAGUUGCGCAGGGCUUUUGUUGCUCGCCGCCAAAUCUCCCAAACCUGGCACUCCUCUCCACGAUGUCACGGCCGGCGCUUUGUGCGGAGUUUCUUUACUCGGUGCCGUUCUGGCUCUGCUCGCGCUUCUGUCACCAAGGUGCAAUUUAGGCCGACACAGAAGGGUGCAUUCUUGGAUACCUCGUCUUUCACCUUGAUUUCGUCACAUUCUAGAUGUGCCUUCUUUAAAAAUAAUUCCAGCCAAAAA